AUGAAAGCUGAUUAUGAAGAGCACGACGCUAUUCUGAUCGCUCGUUGCAUGAUGCAGAUCAAGGCCAAGUUCGAUACUGAUGAAGGUCUGAACUUCAUUCAACAGUAUUACAUCAACCAAGGACUGAAGAAGUUUGGUGAUGAUGGAAAGGAUGCUGUGGAUAAGGAAUUGAGACAAAUGCUCCUGAGAGAUUGUUUCACUCCUGAAUUUGUCAAAGACAUGACCGCAUCUGAGCGAAAGAAGGCCCAAUCAGCGAUGAUGUUACUUGCAGAGAAGCAACUCAAAAAGACAAUUAAAGGUCGCCUAGUAUUCUGA
Cylindrotheca closterium is the source of this 315-nucleotide messenger RNA. The record is from the annotation of a GenBank genome assembly. Lineage: Eukaryota; Bacillariophyta; Bacillariophyceae; Bacillariales; Bacillariaceae.